Messenger RNA from Psylliodes chrysocephalus, 899 nucleotides. The record is from the annotation of a GenBank genome assembly. Lineage: Eukaryota; Metazoa; Arthropoda; Insecta; Coleoptera; Chrysomelidae.
CAUGUCUCGGACAUCUGAAACUCCGAAAAAGACAAAAAAGUCGUUGGAAAUGGUUUUCAGACCACCGCCUCCUAUUCUUCGACCACGUAGUGACAUAGGUUUUCAGGCGGAUUCGAGUUCUUCCAGACGCAUAAAAAUUCUCAGUCUCGCUGAACGCGAAUCAUCCAGAAUACAGUUUCUCGAUUCGCUUACUAUAAGUAAACACCAACCCCACAAGGAUAAUGCUGAAUCUGCGAGAAAUUCUAUUCCCACUUGUUUGCCUAGUAAAAUACCUUUAAACAGGAAGUCGAAGGUAGUCAAUCAGAGUCGACCGUCAGACUUCCAUAACAACUCGAAAAGAGAAAAUCAAACAACGAAAGAAAAACAGGAAAACAGCCAUUUAAGAAAUCUAACCAAACUAAACUACCCCUCUCUUCAACCCUUUCACCCCGCGGGGAUCGAGGAGCUUCAAAAUCGGGCGAAAUGCGAGAAAUACAGGAAAAAGCUGACUCUAAACGGGGAUUUCGAGAGCGAAAAAGAAUUCCUUAUCGAAACAAAUGGCUUAAGGACAAGGGAGAACGGGGAGAGUUUUAAAGUUUCUGGAAACUCCGCGGAUGGGGAUGCGAAUUGGCAAGACCACAAAACCUUCAAGACGGGCAAAGUGUCCGACACAGACUCCGGAAUAGCAUCCCCGCUAUCCCCCGGUUCCGUGUACGGCUUCCUAGGGCACUUGGAUAAGGUUAACGGUUUCCCGAAAAAACAUUCUAUGGGUCAAACAGGAAGGGAGGAGGUUUCAGGGAAGAAUUGUUGUUGCAAAGGCGAAAGAGCACAGGUAAGUGAAUAUGCCAGCGUGAAAGGGGGAUUUUUAUUAGUUUUAUUCGAUAAAGAAAGGUUAAGAUUAGAUUAAAGGAUGGCAUGUU